Messenger RNA from Mucor velutinosus, 1674 nucleotides. It is a transcript of the gene PRP45, whose product is annotated as mRNA splicing protein. Gene Ontology annotation, molecular function: phosphoglucomutase activity; magnesium ion binding. Gene Ontology annotation, biological process: carbohydrate metabolic process. Lineage: Eukaryota; Fungi; Mucoromycota; Mucoromycetes; Mucorales; Mucoraceae. Gene Ontology annotation, cellular component: cytosol. The coding region runs from base 1 to 1674 and encodes 557 amino acids. The transcript has 3 exons. The record is from RefSeq and is a predicted model, not a curated record.
AUGGUCAACAUCCAAACUGUCUCUACUGAACCUUUUGAAGGUCAAAAGCCUGGUACCUCAGGUCUCAGAAAGCGUGUCAAGGUAUUCCAACAAAAGAACUACACCGAGAACUUUAUUCAAGCCAUGCUGGAAGCUAUUCCUCAAGCUGAUGGUGGCGCCAAGGGUGCUACUCUUGUCGUUGGUGGUGAUGGCCGUUAUUACUCUGAUGAGGUCCUUCAAGUGAUUGUUAAAUGUAGUUUGGGUCAAGGCGUCUCUAAAUUGAUUGUCGGCCGCAAUGGUAUUGUCUCCACUCCUGCUGCUUCUAACAUCAUUCGUAAGCGCAAGGCUACUGGUGGUAUUCUCUUGACCGCCUCUCACAACCCUGGUGGACCUGAUAGUGAUUUUGGUAUCAAGUACAACUGCUCCAAUGGCGGCCCUGCUCCCGAAUCUGUUACCAACAAGAUUUACGAAAUCUCAAAGACCAUCAAGGAACUCAAGCUCGGUGAAGCACCCAAGGUUGAUUUCUCCAAAUUGGGUACUCAACAGGUUGGUAAUUUGACUAUUGAAAUCAUCGAUGGUGUGGAUGAUUACGUCGCAUUGAUGAAGGAGAUCUUUGAUUUCGAGGCCAUCAAGUCCUUCUUUGAUAACAACAAGGAUUUCAAGAUGCUGUUUGACGGUAUGAAUGGUGUCACUGGUCCUUAUGGCCAUCGUCUGUUCGUUGAGGAAUUUGGUCUUCCCGAAUCCAGCGUGAUGCGUUGUGUCCCCAAGCCUGAUUUCGGCGGUGCUCAUCCCGAUCCCAACUUGACUUAUGCCCAUGAUUUGGUCGAAGCCGUUGAGAAGCAGGGUCUUGAUUUCGGUGCUGCCUCUGAUGGUGAUGGUGAUCGUAACAUGAUUAUUGGCAAAAAGGCUUUCGUCACUCCCUCUGACAGUGUUGCUAUUAUCGCCCAUUAUGCCAAGGAAGCCAUUCCUUACUUCAAGAAGCACGGUGUCAAUGGUUUGGCACGUUCCAUGCCCACUUCUCAAGCUAUUGAUUUGGUUGCCAAGAAGAUGGGUGUUGAACACUUUGAAGUUCCCACUGGUUGGAAGUUCUUUGGUAACCUGAUGGACGCUGGUCGUUGCUCCAUCUGUGGUGAGGAAUCAUUCGGUACUGGUUCUGAUCAUAUUCGUGAGAAGGAUGGUCUUUGGGCUGUCUUGGCUUGGUUGAGCAUCAUUGCUUAUGUAAACAAGGACAAGAAAUCGGGUGUCCAAGAUAUCCUUCAAGCUCAUUACAAGGUGUACGGUCGCAACUUCUUUUCCAGAUACGAUUAUGAAGAGGUGGAUGGCCAACGUGCUGAGGAUAUGGUAAACCGUCUUCGUGAUCAAAUCUCCAAGAAGGAAUUGGAGAACAAGACUGUCGGUGGAUUCACUAUUGACAAGGCUGAUGAUUUCGAGUACUUGGAUCCUAUUGACGGCAGCGUCUCCAAGAACCAAGGUAUCCGUAUCAUCUUCAAGGACGGCUCUCGUAUCAUUAUUCGUUUAUCUGGUACUGGUUCUCAAGGCGCCACUGUUCGUCUCUACGUUGAAAAGUAUUCCAACAAUGCUGCUGAAUAUGCCGACGAUGCUCAAGUUGGUUUGAAGCCCUUGAUUGAUGUUGCCUUGGAAUUAUCUGAACUCGAGAAGUUCACUGGCCGCAAGGAACCCACUGUCAUUACCUAA